GGAAGAUGGCGGACGUUACGGGACAAGGAAACGGUUCCUCGGUCCCCCCGCUGCCUCGCCCUUCCUCCCGUAACGGCUCCGGGAGCGGCAGCGUUACUCCAGACACCGGCGGCAGCUGCUGGCAGACGCCAACCACCGUUACUUCAGGCCCGAGGCUAGUUCGCAUCGUGAAGUCCGACUCGGGCUACGGCUUCAACGUUCGGGGACAAGUUAGCGAAGGGGGACAGCUGCGGAGCAUCAACGGGGAGCUGUACGCCCCGCUGCAGCACGUUAGCGCCGUUCUUCCCGGGGGAGCUGCGGACAGAGCUGGCAUCUCCAAGGGGGACAGAAUCCUCGAGGUCAACGGUGUAAACGUAGAGGGAGCCACACACAAACAGGUGGUGGAUCUGAUCCGGGCUGGUGAGAAAGAGCUGGUGCUGGCCGUGCUGUCCGUCCCGCCGCAGGAGGCCGACUGCCUGGAUCCUGGCGACGAUGGAUCAGCCCUCUCCUGUUACGACUACUCUGACAAGCAGGCCGUCCCCAUCUCCAUUCCCAGCUACAAACACACCGAGCUCAACAAUGAAAAGUUUGUGGUUUACAACGUGUAUAUGGCAGGCAGGCAGCUGUGCUCCAAGCGUUACCGGGAGUUUGUGAUUCUGCAUCAAAACCUAAAGAGAGAAUUUGCUAAUUUUACGUUCCCCAAGCUGCCUGGGAAGUGGCCGUUUUCGCUGUCGGAGCAGCAGCUGGAUGCACGGCGCCGAGGCUUGGAGGAGUACCUGGAGAAAGUGUGCUCUGUACGGGUUAUCGGAGAGAGUGACAUCAUGCAGGAGUUCCUAUCUGAAUCAGACGAGAACUAUAACGGCGUGUCAGAUGUGGAGCUGAGAAUAGCCAUGCCUGAUAAAACGACGCUCACCGUCCGAGUUCGCAAAAACUCAACUACAGACCAGGUUUAUCAGGCUGUGGUUAUGAAACUAGGCAUGGACAGUGUAACAGCCAGCUACUUUGCUCUGUUUGAGGUCAUCAACCACACCUUUGUGCGUAAACUCGCCCCCAAUGAGUUCCCCCACAAACUGUAUGUACAAAACUAUACCUCAGCCAUCCCAGGAACCUGCCUUACUCUGCACAAGUGGCUCUUCACCACAGACGAAGAGAUUCUGCUCAGUGACAACCAGCUUGCUGUCAGCUACUUCUUUCACCAGGCUCUUGAUGAUGUGAAAAAAGGCUUCAUCAAAGUUGAGGAGAAGUCUUAUCAGCUGCAGAAGCUGGCAGAGCUGAAGAAGAUGUCCAUGUACCUGAGUUUGUUGAGAAGUUGCAACGGCUACAAUGAGAUCAUCUUCCCUCACUGUUCCUGCGACUCCAGGCGUAAAGGCCACGUGAUCACAGCCAUCAGUAUACAAAACUUCAAGCUGCACGCCUGCACAGAGGAAGGCACGCUUGAGAGUCAGGUGAUCCUGUUCGACUGGGGGGAGAUGCAGAGGUGGGACACAGACGAAGAGGGCAUGGCUUUCUGCUUUGAGUAUGUACGAGGCGAGAAGAAACCCCGCUGGGUGAAGAUUUUUACUCCUUAUUUUAACUACAUGCACGAAUGCUUCGAGAGAGUCUUCUGUGAGCUGAAGUGGAGGAAAGAGGUGGAAGAGGAGGCGAUAGAUAAGGACAAUAAGAACUGCAGUAAAGAUGGUAUGUGUGGAAAGAAUAUUUUCCAGCUGCUUCGCCACAGAAGAGACGGAGGGACGUAAGAAGGAAGAUCCUCGCCUCUUCGGUACAGAGACCUCACCAACUCAGCUGGCCCCGACCUAACCCUGGACUCAACAGCGUUCAGCUGUGCCCUACACGGACAUUAUUUACACUCCAUCAUCACAAGAAGCUACUCCCAACACGCAGACCUGCUGAAACAUUAAACAAACAGAAGCGUCCACCUCCUGAAUCCAGCACAUCAUAAUCACGCAUUAAGCAGAGAAUUCAUAGACUCAAAGCGACGGAUUCAUGCAAGUCUUUUCUUCUUGACAAGGACUCAAAGUGGCAUUUGUUGUGCUCAUGGAGAAGAUUUAAACUUUUGUUUCUUCAGUAGCUAAACUUGGAAAAAAAAAAAAAAAAACACGCUGAAAUGAAUUUAUUGGUGCACUAACAAAGAAAGAAAAGAGGAAGCUGUUAGGUGUCACGAGGGAGGACAGAUGAAAGUAAUUCAGAGGGGUGACCACAGGAAGCUGCUCAGCAUGUCACUUUUGGAGAGAAGCAGCAGCGUCUUGUGGACGCAGGAUGUCCGAGCGUGGAGCCCCCAGCAGACACAUGAUAAACCACGGUGACAUCUUGUA
Molecule: messenger RNA, 2291 nt
Organism: Nematolebias whitei (Rio pearlfish)
Lineage: Eukaryota; Metazoa; Chordata; Actinopteri; Cyprinodontiformes; Rivulidae
Gene: snx27b
Product: sorting nexin 27b
Exons: 13
Coding region: 6-1715 (569 amino acids)
Biological process (GO): intracellular protein transport; signal transduction
Cellular component (GO): early endosome
Molecular function (GO): phosphatidylinositol-3-phosphate binding; protein binding
Source: RefSeq, a predicted model, not a curated record